Anopheles cruzii is the source of this 675-nucleotide messenger RNA. RefSeq names its product inactive selenide, water dikinase-like protein. Gene Ontology annotation, biological process: L-selenocysteine biosynthetic process. The transcript has a single exon. The annotation marks the transcript as partial. Lineage: Eukaryota; Metazoa; Arthropoda; Insecta; Diptera; Culicidae. The record is from RefSeq and is a predicted model, not a curated record. Gene Ontology annotation, cellular component: cytoplasm. Gene Ontology annotation, molecular function: selenide, water dikinase activity; ATP binding.
UGGAUGUGCGAACGAUCGGACAAUUGGACUCGCUUGCAGAAGCGCUUCGCCGUGGCCGACAUCGAGGAAACGUAUCGGAUUGCGCUGGAAUCGAUGGCACGGCUCAAUCUAGCCGGAGCGAAGCUAAUGCGGAAGUACAAUGCGCACGCGGCUACCGAUGUGACCGGAUUCGGCCUUCACGGACACGCGGAAAAUUUGGCAAAGUUCCAGAAGGCCGCAGUCGAUUUUCACAUCCACAAACUGCCCAUCAUCAAGAAUGUGCGCGAAAUAGCGGAACUGCUCGGUCGGAGUGCGAAGCUGUUGGCGGGCACAGCGGUGGAAACGAGCGGCGGAUUGCUCGUCUGCCUGCCCAGCUCGGAAGCGGCCGCAUUCUGCGACGAGUAUCGGAGCACCACCGCGCACCCGGCGUGGAUUAUCGGCAGCGUACGGAAGGGAGAGCGAGGCGCACAAAUCGACGCAAACGUAGAGUACAUUGUUGUGGACGAAUCGUGAAACCGAUGCCCGCGUGCGCCCAUCGGAGACCGGGAAGGGCAGACAAAGCGUGUGAUGCGAACUUCGGGAAGGCUGUAGAAUGCUGGGAAGUUUGCUAAAAUUUUCUUUCGCUGCCCUUUUCUAUUCGAUGGGUGCCGGGUUUGGUGCACAGCCUUGGGUUCGAUUAAAUGAGUUUUACACACA